AAUGGUGAUGAGAGCUAAAGGCAACGUCUAUCAUCUAGAAUGUUUCGCGUGCCAACAGUGCAGUCACAGAUUCUGCGUGGGGGACCGCUUUUACUUAUGUGACAAUAAGAUUCUUUGCGAAAUGGACUAUGAGGAAAGGAUGGUCUAUGCGUCGAUGCCUCCCAGUGCCGUUCCACCGCCUAAUUAUAACUACAAUGCCCUUGCACAGAUGAAACGCCAAACUCAGAAUAUCAAUGCAGACGACGCGUCAAGCGGAUACGGAAGUCCUAGUCCGAAUAGUAUAGCCACCACUAAUCACAAUACGACGACUACUACAACAAUUACUGUACCCGCUGCACAGUUGCAUUGA
This is a messenger RNA of Dimorphilus gyrociliatus, 349 nucleotides long. Lineage: Eukaryota; Metazoa; Annelida; Polychaeta; Dinophilidae. The record is from the annotation of a GenBank genome assembly.